This is a messenger RNA of Blastomyces dermatitidis ER-3, 5309 nucleotides long. RefSeq lists its product as uncharacterized. NCBI's taxonomy places the organism in Eukaryota, Fungi, Ascomycota, Eurotiomycetes, Onygenales, Ajellomycetaceae. The record is from RefSeq and is a predicted model, not a curated record. The transcript has 3 exons. Bases 1457 to 3610 code for a protein of 717 amino acids. Gene Ontology annotation, biological process: nuclear envelope organization. Gene Ontology annotation, molecular function: protein-membrane adaptor activity. Gene Ontology annotation, cellular component: nuclear envelope; meiotic nuclear membrane microtubule tethering complex.
GGCCUGCGAACGACAAAACAACGAAGGGACAACAACAAAUACAAAUAAAUGCACGCGGCAAACAAGUAUAUAAAGACCGCCAGAGAGAGUGAGAGAGAGAGAGAGUGUGUGUGUGUGUGCGAAAGAUCAAAGAAAAGGGCAGUGGUGUAUAUCUAUAUAUAAAGGGAUGACACUGCUCUGCCUAUUUUAGGGUGUUUGUUAUCUUGUUCUCUUUGGUCUCCCAAAAGGCGCAUGCCUCUUGAAAUGCGCGUUUCCUACUGAUUCUUACAUAUUAUUAUGAUUAUUAUUACCCUUGGAAACUACUCUAGCGGGCGAUAUCAAAUUUUGAUUUUUGAUAUCCGGGCUGAUAUUGAAUGAUUGAAAGCUGGAGGGCCAUUCUAUUCACUUUUUGGCCCGGUGUUCUGCACUACUACUCGAUUGAUACCCAAUUUUGCCGGCUCAUCGGGGGGUUCCUGCUCUCGUAUCUGGACUCUGUUCGACCCAUUCACAUAGCAAUACGGUGAUAGCAAUCUGAAUUAUCACGUCAAGCGAAGAAAGAGGAGGGGUUCAGACCUGGUUACGCAGAAGAGGGAGCCGGUUGAGGAACUUGUUCUGUUUUGUCGUCGUGAAUGAAAGAAGGGAGAGCGCGCCAGGAUAAGGGCAGAAAGGCCUUUACGAUCGCCUUCCCUAUAUCACCAUCACCAAGCCACUAUCAAAUCCACGAGUAGAGUUCGAUUUCUAGCAAAAGACAGACCUUUGGUUCUCCAGGACUUUUGAAAGUGAAGCUGUCUGGAUUUACGCUACACCUAUUACUGCGGGGCUCAACUCGACCGUCCCUCCUGGGAGUAAAAAACUUCACUUCUUCCUUGCGGCAGGCGGGGAAGCUUUGAAUUGAUUCAUUCAGCCUUCGACGGAUUCAAGAACAUUAGAACCGUUUCAAAUACUUCUAUCAAGUUCAAUCAGCCAUCAUUGUUCAUUCAACAACUACUCCUGUGUUGCCCUAUUGCUCCGUCAAAUUGCGAAGCAUCAAUCGUCAGAGUAUUUGCUCUUUGAAGCACUUUCUUGCAUGAACACUACCUGGAUAUCUUUGAGCUGGUCUUAUUAUAUCCAAACAGAGAAGGAAAAAAACAUCUUUGCAGCCUUAUAAAGACUUUUCUUUGUCCAAUUACCCUUUAUUAUUCCCUCAUCUAUCUAUUUCCUCCUUCUUCCCUGGUUGAGACACUCUCAUCGCCAUCCCUCUGCUCUUCUCCUUUCCCAGAAAGUAUCAAUCUUCUACGAGCCGGGUACAACUGCAAUUCCUCUUACAACCAUCUCUCCCUCUUCAAUAUCUAUCUCCAUCUCAACUAUACUCUGGUGUGGAAACAACGUUCCUAGAAGAACAGUGUCUCAGAUUACAAUUGCAAUUGCAUUGAUCAGCUCUCUGAAAAUCCUAAACAUAUAUUUAUAGAGCUCCUCCUGAAUCUAUUUUUUAAGAAAAAUGACUGGUCGCAGAGCUACUUCUCUCCGUUCGGGCUCCCGUGCUCAGAGUACUCGUCCAACUCGAGCAGCCGCUACUGCGAACGCUGCAACUGCUACUCAGGCUGAUCAGUCAAACCCCGACCUGGGCAAUCCAUCUCUUCCAGACGUCCGCACCCAGCAGUCCUUCGCUUACGGUUCCAGCAAAACUCCCGCACUUCCUCGCCAGCUUGAAGUUGAUCCUUCUAUGGGAUUGUCCGAGAUGGUCGAUACCCUCGAUGACGGCUUGCGUCAAGCUCAAGACCGCGAACUAGCUCGCGUUGAAGAUCCAAGAAAUCCCAGUCCCGAAAGGCGCCAGACUCGCUCAAUGAGUCUAUCUAUGCGCUCCAGUAUGUCUCCAGCACCUGAACCUGCCUCCCGCAGAACACCAUCUCGCAGAACCACAGCAACACGCGGCAGAGCAGGUUCUCGUAGAGCUGCCUCACGCCAGCCGACGCCGGAAGGGCAACUCCUUGAAUCUCUCCGUGAAGUAUCUGAAGAAACGGAAAAUGUUAAGCAAGAAGAAGAAGAGGCAUAUACCUCCACCCUCCCUGAUACCCCAUCAUUCAACGAUUCCGCAAGCAUCAGCUGGACAACUGAACGUGCCAUUCAUGGCACCUUGCCGCGGGAAGUCAAUACUGGAACUCGCCCAAACUAUUACCUUCGCGACCCUUACGGUUCCCGACCUUCCAGCUCGCAGGGACCUAGCGGUCUAAGCUUUCCCCCUACUCGUCGUCCUAUAUUUGAAGAAUCAUUUCCCGCCAAUCCUCAUCUCUCAGGCCCAGUUGAUGCUUCACGCGCUGCCGCACCCACAGCUGUCAGAAGGACGCUCCCACCUGUUCCAGCGUUUAACCAGCUACGUGAUGAGCCUCGUUCCAAAUCAACAACUUCUUCUACGUCGUCCGCUUCGAACCACACCCCGAGUUCCUCUACACACUCCUCUCCUGUCUUCGUCGCCGCCACCCCUGCAGCUGCCAAUGUCACCUCCAGCCAAAAACGUCUUGCAGGAAUUGCCAAAACUCCAUCAGCCAUUCUAGUCAUAAUCGGUCUUUUCCUCACGACAUUCCUCGCUUAUUUCUGCAGAAACCACGCCUGCGCGUUUCCACACAGUCUACAAACAACGAUGUCCCACUACUUAUGUAGGCCGACUUCCUCAUUUACAAUGGAUAACUCAACCUCCAUGUACGCUGACGCAUUCCACAAGCUCUCCUCUCACGUCGACCAGCGACUGUUGGACAUGGCCAAGGACGUCGCCACUCUGAAAAAUGAGUGGAACAGAAGACUACCACACCUCAAGGAAGCGCUAAGCAGGUCUCCUGCGGCAGCGACGGAUCCUCUGGCACCACCAAAAGUCAAUUACGCCUCGGUUGGCAUGGGGGCAGUGGUCGACCCGUACCUCACCAGCCCAACGAUGUCAACAUCGGCUGGGCUUGUUAGUCGGAUUGGUCAGUACCUUGCAAAGGUGCCCCGCGGGUCCCCACCGGUUGCCGCACUCCAGCCAUGGGACGGCGUCGGAGAAUGCUGGUGCGCUGCAACACGGUCCAAUGUUUCUCAACUGACUAUUCUUCUCGGACGACCGAUCGUCCCUGAAGAGGUGGUCGUCGAGCACAUCCCCAAAGGUGCAACCUUGGACCCUGGCAGCGCGCCACGAGAGAUGGAGCUGUGGGCCCAGUACACAGCCCGUCAGCCCGCAGCUGCAGCAGCAGCCUACCCGCCAGGCUCCAGCUCGUCAAAUCCUCCCUCAUCCCCUUCCUCCGCCCCGGGCCGUCCCCCCCCACCACCCUAUACUCCUCCCUAUCUCCGUUCCCCGCCAAUAGCCCACCUCCACCCCUCCCAUUCCCUCCACUACCUCCUCCCCUCCCGGCUACGGGACGCCAUCCUCACCACCCUCCGGCAGGUGUAUCCGGACGAGCCGACGACAGCGUAUUCGGAAGACGCGCUCCUCGGACCCUCAUUCUUCCGCGUUGGCCGGUGGCAAUACAACAUCCAUGGCGACCAUCACAUCCAGCGCUUCGAGUUGGAUGCUGUCAUCGACAUGCCGGCCGCGCGUGUGGAGAAGGUCGUGUUCCGCGUUAAGUCCAACUGGGGCGCGGCGCAUACGUGUCUCUAUCGCGUGAGGCUGCAUGGACAUCUAUAGAACUGGGAACUAUGGGUUGUGGUGGAAAUGGCUUUCCUCCGGCUAGUGAGUGAGUUUGUACGGGUUGGCAUGAAAGGGGGUUGGUUGUAUCACAUGUCGGUGUUCGUGUACGCAGAGCUUGGUGUUUCUGGGUUCAUGAAGGCGUCUUUUUCGUCUGGGUGGUGCAUUAGUGGGCCCCUUUUUCGUGUCUGGAGUUUUGGGCUUGAUAAUUAAAAUGGCGUGAAUGUGAGCGGUUUCUGGGUAAUGUACUGGGUUCUCGUUCGUCGUCUAAUUGGCCUGAUGGGAUUGUGCUCUUUUCCAGUUUUAUUUUUUCCCUUUCCUCUCCUCCUUAUGUUCGUUGCUUGUUUCCUGUAUAGAGCUGCAUAGCAAGUUUCCUUUUUCCUUUUCAUUUUUAUUUCUCUUACUAUUUAUUGGACUUUUUAUUUUAUUACUUAUCUAUUUUUUCUUUCUUCUUAGCGGCCAAUGGACAUAUUUAUUUGUCAAUUUCCCACCGUUCAUUCAUUCAUCUAUCAGAAAAAGCAUUGAUCUUCUAAUUCAUAUGUAUUAACAUUAUCGUCCGUUGGCUGGAAUUCGAGCGGUUGAAUAUUCCCUUCCUCCCCCCGGUGUCUCUCUAUAUCUCACAUCAACAUGAAACAUACAAGUCGGAUCCUCUACACUCCAAUAUCCCACGAGAUCGUAUGGGAGCGGGAAAACCACCAUCCAGUCAAUUUCGCCGUGAAACUUCGCCAGUAUGACGACAAGAUCCGGUGGCCGCUCAAGGAGGUCGAAGGCUAGGCCCCAGACCGCCGCCAGGGCCCGUAGACACCGCAUCGGAUACUCGGACGCAGCAUCUCGUAUCGUGAGGAACUGAACGAGACUGGGAUCCGUCGCGUUCAAUGCGUCGCUAGUCUUGCUAGCACGGGAUGUGGGUAGUGUAGGAUUCCGCUAGGCGCAUGAGGGUAUCGUAUCUCCACUCCACUCCAUGAUCUGUAAGGCGGGAAGAAAACAAGACAAUAAAACAUGUAGAAUAACCGAGGAAAAUAGCACAUAUAGAUAAGCACAAGCAUACUUUUCUCAAUCCUCCCCAGCUUCCAAAAGUCCCUCACUGUCGCCGGGAAGUCAUCCUCCCAAGAACCAUCACCACCACCACCACCACCACACGCCGGAUCCCGUGGUGGAAUCCUUACAAUCAACCCAGACAACGCCCUCACCCACUGAUUGACCAUCACAGCCCGAACAGCAGCAACCUCACGCCUGCAACACGCAACAUCCUCCCUCACCCCACAAAGCUCCCUCCGCCCCUCCGCCUCGAAAACAUCCGUGUGCGUCUGCAUCUGCGUCUGCGUUGUCCUUGGUGGUACUCCCCGCUGCUCCACCACAAGCGCUGAAACAGCAGCCACAGCCCUCUUCACCGCGCCAAGCUCUCUAAACACAUCCUGCUUCGCGGCGAUUUUGUUCAGGAGCGCAUCGAUCUUCCUGUGGACGCGGACGGAACCCCGCAGCCUUACGUCCUUCCAAGCUGCAGGGUUGCCAUGUCGUGCAGACAUAGAUAGCCAGGUCCAAUGUCGUCUGUAAGGAGAUGGCAUGCUUUAACGGCUUUCCUGCAGCAGCAGGCAUAUAUAUAUGUAUACUUUAGAAAAGGAUUCGAUCCGCUUAGCCAUUAUAUAUAUGUAGAGGCUAGUUAAGGGAAGGCAAAACAAUAGAAUUGAAAAUACAUCAA